GCAACUUCUUGUUUUGGUAUAUUUGUGCCGACAGUAGACUGUCGUAAUUUUAUGAACGGUUUUUUUGCCGCUGUUAGUUCAGUUUGUUAUUCAAUUACAUUGCUCGAAAUUGGGAAUACACCACAUUCUAAUUUGUUUAUUUUCAGAGCGUUCUGGUAUUUUUAUCGGAAUUAACCUGAUCUUGGAUCGCUGUUGGGAGUACAGAAAAUUCUCAAGCGCUGCAAAUAAUUUUCUCCAAUUUUUUUUAACCAAUUCUUCAAGAAACCAUCAGAGAAUUGCUCAAAUUUGACAUCUGUACAACUUUGGCCUUGCGCACCUGCAAAAGCAUGCCUGUGCUACGUGCUGGGUUGCAGCGUAAAUACUUUGGACAACAUCGUUGAUUGCCACAUAACUAUUUUGUUCUACCUUUUGUUGUGCAUUUGCUGAUGGACAAAAGGUCUUGAUGCGGAACUUCAACCAGAAAUACGAUCCCAACACCUUGUGGCUGAUGGCAACACCAACAUCGCUGGACAAAUUGAACCUAUCAAUUAAAGAUAUUUUUAGUAUUAAAAAUUCAAUCAUCUCUCAAAUAUGGAUUCAUCAACUCUUGAAGGCCGAAAAAAUGUGGACAUUAAUGACUCAAAUUCUAACAGAACACCAUAUAAAACUGUCAAUAUUAGUGAUUCAAAGUGUGCUGAUGUAGAAAAUAUAUGUCAACGUAAUAGAACUCCUAGCUUAUCCUCGUCAGAUUCUUCAAGUAGUAGUGAAGCAGCAGUAUCUUCACUUCCUGUGCCACCUGAUGGUGGCUGGGGGUGGGUUGUAGUUUUUGCUUCAUUUAUGAUUAAUUUCAUUGCUGAUGGAGUAUCACUAUCAUUUGGAAUUCUGUUCAUUGAUUUCGUGGAAUAUUUUGGAGCAAGUAAAGCUAAAACUUCAUGGGUCGGCUCUAUCUUUUUGAGCAUGCCAUUAUUGGCAGGCCCCAUCGCAAGUUAUCUCAUCGAUCGAUAUGGAUGUCAGAAGAUGUGUAUAUUGGGUGCUUUGUUAUCUACAGCAUCCUUUGUCGUCAGCAUUGUUGCUGAUUCUCUUGAGAUACUCUUUCUCACAUUCACCGUUGCUGGCCUCGGGCUUGCACUAUGUUAUGUCACCUCCAUAGUUGUAGUGGCAUACUAUUUCGAGAAGAAGAGGUCGCUUGCGACGGGCCUUGCAGCUUGUGGCACAGGCAUUGGCACAUUUUUAUUCCCACCUUUCACAAUUUAUCUCUUAGAGCAAUAUAAUUGGCAAGGAACUCUUUUGAUACUCUCUGGUUUCUUUCUUAACAUGAUGGUGUUUGGAGCUUUGAUGAGAGAUCUAGAGUGCCCUUCUAAACCGAAUGAAGAUAACAAGGCAGAGGAUUCUGAAAGCUGUACUUUAGAAGAUUCUGAACGCAUGUGCAGCUCUUUGGUCCAGCUACCCACCUACUUGUGUGACAACCUGCCUGUUGAAGUAAUAUCUGAGCUCUCCAGUAAAGAAGGUGGGUAUCUCAAUUCUCUGUUGGAGCAGCACCCCUAUAUUUUAGAUUCCAUUAUGACAAAAGACGAAACAAAUUCUGGCGAUUCAACUUCGAAUGUGACCCAAAACACUAAAGCAAAGAGUGAAAAAAAGAAAGAAAAAAGAUCAGUACAUAAGAGUUCAAGAAAAGCCAAUCCGGAUUCUGUGCAACGAGAAUCUUCCUUUCCUGGUAAGCUGGAUGCAGCUUAUCUUCGCAAUAUAAAAGUACAAAGAGGGAGCAUAACUUACAGAGGAGCCAUGCUAAAUAUACAUCGCUAUCGACUGAGAGCCUCUAGUUGUCCUGAUAUUUAUCGUAACAGCAUGGUGACAAUCGCAGAAGAAAAGAAAAUCCCAGGUUUAUGUAGCCACGUUUCGAAAUUCUGUAAAGGAUUGUGGCUGACAAGAAUUCAAUUGAGGUGCGAUUUACUAAGGAUCAGCAUUGUUCAAUAUCUGGAAGGUAGUUCAAGAUUCAUUUCAAAAUGUGUGGCAAAUACCUCAGUUUGCCAGCCUUGCCUGUUCCUCAGCGAUUUGAAAGAUCUGAUGCUCGAGAUGUUUGAUUUUACCAUUUUCAAAAACGUCGGUUACACUUUAUUUUGUAUAUCUAAUUUUCUUUUGUAUGCAUGUGUGGAUGUACCAUAUGUGUAUAUUCCAGACCAUGCCCAUUCUAGUGGUACUGACAUGGAGAGUGCUUCUUUCCUCAUUUCUAUUCUUGGAGUUCUUAACUGCCUUGGUGUUGUUAUAGUUGGUUUUAUUGGAGACAAACCAUGGAUAGACUCAUCUCUUCUGUAUAGUGGUUUCAUAUUAAUUAGUGGCGUCUCUUUAGUGCUGUUACCACUAACAAUAAAUUAUUACAUAACAGCUUCACUCGUUGGGAUAUAUGGCUUUGCCAUCAGCGCAAAUUAUACCUUGGUUCCCGUAAUUAUAGUGAAUCUGAUAUCUCUGGAUAAUUUCACUGGUGCUUAUGGACUUCUGUUACUUGUUCAAGGUGUUGCUAGUCUAAUAGGACCCCCAGUGGCUGGUGCGCUGUCUGAUUGGACUGAAAAUUAUGACAUCACAUUCUACUGCACUGGAUUAUGCAUUAUAGUUUCAGGAGCUAUGGUUAUUCCUGUUGCCAAGAAUUUCCUGUGUUCUAAAUCUCCUUCUGUGAGCAGCAAAGAUUCGGUUCCAGUAGACUGUCAUUCCAUGAAAGUAAGGUUUGAAGAACCCGAAGAAAGAAAAAAUUCGGUUCAUUUUGAGAACAGAUUGCAAGAGUUAGAAUCUAUGAAAGAAAAGAAACCUAUUUAUAUUCUGAAUGAUGAUACAGAAAAGUCUGUACCCUUAUUAUCUGAGGAUAUUAAAAUGUGCGAAAAUAAUAUUACGAAAGAUGGAUCUAAAAUGGUUACUAUGUAUGAGAAUCCACUAUCCCUUGUUUAGUAACUUAUCUUUCACACUAUUGUUAGAGUUAUAUAACUUAGUAGUUAGAUUUUUAUGUCUGUUUUUAUGUACUAUUCAUUCCUUAAAAUAAAGACUGUUAUUUAAAAGUAUUAAACUGCAUUAAUUCUUAAACUGUAUUCUGUAGCAUAGUUGAAUAUGAAUGUAUUCAGUUAGUUAUGGAGCUUGUAGUAUUUUUUAGUAGUGCUUGCUUUAUGGAUUUUUAUAUAUGCUGUGUUACUGGUUAUGCAUUUAAUAUUCCUCCCAUUUAAGGUAGGUCAUUUUAAUUUUUUUAACCCUACAUUGUUUUCUGUUCGCAUUUUGUUUAAUUAGUAUUUUCCUUGCAUUUUUUAGGUUUAGAAUUUCUUUCUUCUCUUUGUUGUUGAAAUGGACGAGGGAAAAUUUAUAAUUAUUCAAACCACAUGCUUUCAAACUUUAAAUCCAUAUUAAUAUUAAAUGGCUUUUAAUGUUUCAGUCUAAAUGUUGUAGUAUGCGCAGUUUAAAAUUUUUGCAUCUUUCAAUUUUAUUACAAGUGUGGUGACUGACUGAAAGUAAAAUAUUUAUCUUACUUUAAUUUUAAAAUCAUUUAUUUUUCAUCAUUGUAAGAAGUCAUCAGAAAUGAACACUCUUUCAUGUUUUAAAUUUUUUCCCUUUAUAAAUUUUCCCAAUUCCAUUUCUUUAUCAGAUGAUAAUUGUCAAAGAAGCUCUAGUCUUGUUGUUGAAAAGCUGCGAUAUAUUUUUCACUUAGUGCAAUUAAAUGUAUAUUUUUAUAGUCAUAUUUAUGAUUUAUAGUAUUCUAUAAUAUAUUGAUCGACUUCAUUUUUUUUUUCUGGAUCUGAAUAAUUCAAUAAAAUUGGUGACACAACUUCAGGUUACCUCUUUUGAAUUAAUUGAUGAAAGAUGCGUAUGAAUAACUGAAGAGGUGUUUAUGGUUUGUGGAUUCUCAAGAAUUUUGAUGAUAUAAUAUUUUGAUGUAUAGGUAUCAAAUAUUUUGAUUUUGAUGUCUCAAGUAUUUUGAUAUAGAUCUGCUUUUAUGUGUAUUCUUUGAGAAGUACUUUGCAUAACAGUUGAAUAAGUUUUUCUUAUGAAAAUAAGAAAAAAUGAUUCAUUCAUUCAUAGUUUAAUAAACAUUAAACUAUCACAAUAGUACAUAAAAACAUUUUUAUUUUCUGAUAAAGACUAUUAAUGUAAUUUUUAAAUUAUUGAAGAUUGUGUAUGAUUUAGGAAAGGGGUAAUUUUUAUGUUGUCUGACUCUUGGCGUUUCCACUUGGUGUGGAAUUUUCUAACAGAAUGUUAAGUGUAUGCCGAAAGUAAAGAAUGUGCAUUUAUGUGAUAACUAGUUAUGUAUUGAAAGGAAGUAGUAAAUGUAUCCUUUGUAGAAGAAUUCCUCUUUCAGCAACAUACAUCUUCAUUAGUUGGUGAAAUUUUAAAUUUUACUUUUAAUUCAACAUUUUUGUUUGCUGUCAUGUUAAAAGCAUUUUAAGAUUCUUUGAAAAAAAUUUCCUUCUUAUGCCAGACAUUUGGUUAAGCAUUAUAUAAUCAAAUUGAGCAGUAAAGUAAUAAAAUAGGAAGUAAAGAUCAAAUCAUUAAUUUUUGUAUUAGAGUAAUAAAUUGUGAAGGUUGUUUCUGCUACCAUUAUGCAUGCAUUGCUAAAACAGAUUGUGUGUCCGUGUAUAUUUACUUUUUCACAGGAGUAUUUUUUGUUCUAUAGUCAAAGUAACUAACUUGUAUUAGUGGAUGGAUAAGUUAUGGAGAACUAAACACGUCAAGUUUAUGUCGUCAUAAUUUAUUUUAUUUGGUUUCAAAUUUAGAAAUUUUUGUCAUCGUUUUAACAAAUCGUUGAUGCGUUACUGUUCAGGACUAAGAAUUUUGACAUCUAACUUAGCAAAUAUUUCUCUUGUUGCUACUAGAUCCCAGAAAUUUAAAUAUUUAGUCAAAGAGCAAGUUGAGCCAUGACCAGAUUUAUCAUGGCUUUGCAUAUAUUAAUUAUGCUAUUUCUAUGAUAGAACAAAUUAAAAUUGUGAUGAAAAAAAUUUUUGAAAUGUGAAGCCAGAAAUGUUAAUGCAUCUCAUGAAAAGUUCUCCCAUAUUUAUAUUCAUUUGCAUAUUUUGUAACAAAUAAGAAGCCGAAGGAAGAGAGCUUUCAAAAUUCAUUUUUAAUAGCAACAUCUGUAUUUACAUGUAUGAAAAAUUUAAUUAAACUUCAAAGUAUGAAAAUAUUUUUGCCUACAAUAAUUGUUUGAUGUAGUUGUUAUUAGCUAGUACAGAUUAUAAUAUGGUAUUAAUCAAAUCCAUUGUUAAUGCAUUACAAUUGAGUAUUUUUUGUCUUUAAGAAUGGGAUUUUGUAAUUAUUUAAGAGCUGUGGUAGAAAAAUAGCUAUAAAGUAUGUAAAUCUAUUUUCUUCUAUAUCGCAUAUAUUUUGUAUUUGCACUUGUAUAUAUAAUGCACAUUUCUUAUUUUAUUUGUGCAUGAUGCAUAUGAUUUAUUUCAUUGUAUCUUUAAGGUUCCAUAAUUACUAGAUAUUUGCAUGUAUUGGCUGUGUUAUAAUUUUUUUAAUUGCUUUUUAUGAUUAUCUGUAAUUUCAAAGAUCUGUAUUUAAUUUUUCACUUUUCAUACUUCUGAAUUUUCGAUUAGUUUUGCAUUCGGUUUUGAAUGUUAAUUUUUGCUUUUUCAUAAUAAAUUAUAAAUAGGGUAUUUGAAAAUUUUCUUGAUACUUAAUUUGGUACUGUUCCAUUAUCGGGACUGGAUUCAGAAACGUAUGUAUGUAUGUACAUACAUAUGUAUGCCUUGUGUAUGCACAUACAUACAUAAACACGUGCAUGCAUUGAUAAGAGAGGGUUUAUAAUAACUAGUUAAAAACUAUAAACCCUUAGUUUACAAGUUUCUAACUAAUUAACUAAUUUUAACUAGUUUUUAGAUUUUUUAUUAAUAGCAUUUGACACUUUUGUGUGUGUAUGUAUAUUUAUAUAUGCAUUAUUUGUGCAGUAGUGGUGUCAUUUAACAUAUCUUUUAUACUGAAGUAAUUAAUUACGUAAUUUAAUAGCAUUUUCUUUAUAUAAUCUAACAGGACUGCUAUCAGUUGACCAGUUGUUUAAUUCUUUGUAAUGAAUGUUAUCUGCCUACUGAAUCAUAAGUUUUUCACAUGUAUAUAUACUAUAUAACUCUCUUAGUGGCAUGGCUUUUUGGAUCUGCUUAUGAAACAUUAUAUUUAAACAGUAUUACUCCCCAAAAAUUAUAUAAUUUUUUUAAUCUCUGUUUUCAUAAACUUGGAUAAUAUUUAGACCAUUAAAGAACACUAAAAAUUUAUUUUAAGCAAGAAGGUAAUAUACUCCAAAAUGACAAAAAAAAAAAAAAAAAAUCUCGAUCUCACGAUCGUACACAUGUUGUUAUGCCACUUGAGGGUUUACUAACCUUUCUCAGUGUUAAAUUACUUAUAUUGUUAAAUACAAGACUUCCAGAUUUUCUUUUACAGAGUUUAUAAAUUUUAAUCAUUUAUUUUUAAGCUCCAUUACAUGCUUUUUAUAUGAAACAGUUUUAUAGCCUUCUUGUGUUGUAAACUAUAUAAUUAGUUCCUUUAUGUGCAGAUUCCUCAUGAGAAGUUUGCAUUAUUUUUUUUUCCACAAUGCACUUUAAAGUAUGUUUAUUUUCUAGAAUCUCUGAAUUUAUGUACUUCAUUUUAAUUGUGAAAAUUAGUAUUUUUUGUGUGAUAUAUAAAUUUUAUUCUUUCUUGCAUGACAUUUAUUAUUUCAAAACAUAAAAUAUGAUAUAACUUUGAUUUAAUACUACUUUAUGAAGCAGUUUUCCAUGCAAUAGAUAGUGUUGAUUAAUUGGUAACAAAAAUCUGAAUUUUAAAAGAAUUUUCUAAAAAAAAUAGAUUUUUGGAAUUUAUUUUGCUUAAUUUUCCUUUCUUUUGUUCUAAUAAGUGUUUAUUAUUUUUAAGAUCUCUUAUAAGUUGAAACUCAUUUUUAUUUAUUUUAUUUUCAUUUUAAAUGUUGUUAUAUGCACCGAUAUUCGCAUACUUGUUAAUUUUAAAGAAAAGGGGCUACCUCCAAAUUUUCAGGAUAAAAUGUAAUAAAAUGUUAUCUGGAGCUUUAAAAAUUUCCAUUUAAUGCUACAUCAAAAUAGUACUUAAAUACUCGUCUAUAUUUUUGGAGGUUUUUGUUAUUAAUUUUUCACAACUUGUGAAACAUUUCUAAAUUAUUAAAAGAAAUGAGAAACUAAAUAUUACAUUAUAGUAAUAAAACGACAAAAGUCUUCAAUGGUAAAAAUAAUAUGCAAGCAUUUAUAUCCAGUAAACAGUUAAUAAUUUAUUUCAUUAUUAAUUUGAAAGAAAUGGCCUCCUCUCUAAGUAAUCUUAUUAAUAGCUAAAAGAAAAAUUUAUCAUUGCAAAUAAAACUUUUAAUGUAUUACCGCCUUAAAUUUCCUUUCCAUGUAUCUGGGUAUUAAUUAAAUAUUUUUAUAUUAAGUAUUUUUUAAGUAAUAAGUGUUAUUAAAGCAAUGCUCUGGCAUGUAUUAAGGUGUUUGAAAACUUUCUAUUAACUAGGUCACUUUAUAGGUUUUUCCAUUUUUAAUCAAUGUUUUCAGAACCUAUUGUUUUAAACUACUUUUAUUAAUAAAAUAUCUUUUUUCGUCUCCUAAGAAUUAGUGAUGCAAAUAUUCUGUAAGCAUGAAUAGUGCAAUAUUUAAUAGGUCAGAUAAAUUAUGAUUUUACCCAAAAUGGAAUGUAAAAAUGUUUAAAAAAUAAAUGUUUCUUCCUUUUGGAAAAGUCUGUAAUUCCGGUUUAAAAUUAUUUUUCUAAGACCUGAGUUAUAAAAUUUUUGUAAAAGUUUACCAUUUUAGAAUAUUAAAUAAGGUUUUAAUUUUUUUAAAAUCCAGUCAUUUUUGAAGAAAUAUCUGAAUAUAUAAUCAGAUUUAAUUUAUAGUAAAAGUUAAAAUUCUUUGUGGUAUUACAUUUGUUAUUCACAAAACAUAUAAAAAUUUUAAGAAUUUUUUAAUAUGUAUAUAAUUUUCAAGAAACACUUUUCGAAAACUUCACUUAUUUCAUAAUUUAUAAAUGCAGUUAAUGUUUUACUGAUAUCUAAAUGAAAAGAUUUCAGACACACUUAGUAUUGCUUUUCCAGUGUGUGAGAUAUGGGUUGUGAUAUGUUUUUUUUUUUUUUUUUUUGUAUACUUUACAUUGAAUAUUUAAUCUUGAAAUCAGUUUUAUAUUUUUAAAUGCAAAAUUCUAGUUUACAAGCAUUUAUAUUAUAGAACUUUCACCAAGAUUGGAUUUUUAUUAGCAUUUAUGGCCAGUGAGUGAACUAUGUCAUUUUAAAAUAAUGAAGUAUGUAUAACAUUUCAGUUAACCCUAAAAAAUGUGUGAUAUGUAAAAAUAAAGUAUAUAGAUAUGUUUGAGGCAGUAUUAAAAAAUGCAGAUUCUAACAAGAAUACAAUAGCAAGAAAUUGAGGUAAAUCUUUACUUAGUUUCAUUUUUUAUGAAGAUUUACCUGAAUUGCUUGCUUAAUGAGUUACAGUUUUAAUGUUUAAUGGAGGUAUUUUUAUGAAUAAUAGUGGAAAAAGAAAAAAUCUAAACAUUUAGAACAAACCUUUUCAAAAUGUGCUUUGAUAUAGAGUAAUUUCAGAAAGAACCAUCUGAUUUCAGAAUCAGCUCUUUUUACGAAAGAUAUUUGCUUAUAUGAUGUUUAUUAGGAAUGUCAGUAUGACAUCAAGCAAAUGCCAACUUGCAUAGUUUUCUGCUAUUAUGAUGCCAUUUUUCACUUUUUCUUGACAGACUAGUGCCUUUCCUGUACUCCACCCACCCAAUAUAAUAAAAUUUGGUCAUUUUCCCAUUCCAUUGUUCAUUUAAUACUUAUCAUGCUAUCUGGUUAAUUUUUAAAUGUAUAAAAACUUGAAAUCGGAUGAUUCUUAAUUACCCUAUAUUUUAUUUUAAACAUUUUCUUUUUCCAGCAGUAUUUUAAGUAAAUUAAGUUUUAUUUGAAGCAUAAGCGUAUUCAGUUUAUUUAACUGUUUUAUUUUUAAUUUUUUAGCAUUGUAUAGUGUGUGUUCUUUGUUUAUAUUAUGUGUAUUUUUAUUCAAAAUGAAGAAAAUGCAGAAGAAUGUGAUAUUGAUACUAAUGUGCCUAUAUUAGGCUUGUGCCAGUUAUGUACAGGUAAAUUCAACUGAUCUCAGAAAAAUCUAUGUAGGGUCUUUGUAUCAAAGGCAUGUAUUGGUUUGUAUCAACCCAACCUACUUAAAUGAUCCUAUUUUUGCACUGUGUGUGCUUCUUGAAAGACUGGAAAGUAAUAUGUGGCUGAACAAUAAAACGUGUUUGUAAAAGAUCGAUUGCCAACUUGUGCUUUGUGUCUGUUACCUGAAACACCAUCUUGAUGUUACAUUUCUAAGUGAUUCAUAAUCAUGCAUUUGAAUGAUAUCUUCAUGUCAUAAAAGUAUUGCACUAAAUAAAUAAAAUGUUGUGUAUA
Molecule: messenger RNA, 9370 nt
Organism: Stegodyphus dumicola
Lineage: Eukaryota; Metazoa; Arthropoda; Arachnida; Araneae; Eresidae
Product: monocarboxylate transporter 9-like
Biological process (GO): transmembrane transport; monocarboxylic acid transport
Molecular function (GO): monocarboxylic acid transmembrane transporter activity
Source: RefSeq, a predicted model, not a curated record